GCCGGCGGCUCGAUCAUGGCUCGGCGCGCACGGAGCUGGAGGCCGAACGUCGCUCGAACCACGUGGGCCGGGGCGGGGCCGGGCGGCGCCCCGGAAGCAGACGCCUCCAGAUCCCGGAAAAGCGCGCCCGGGCGGGGGGGGAUGGCGGCGGCGAGGGGCUUGGGGCUGCGAGCGGCGGGGCUGGGGUCGCUGCUGCGGGCGGCGGGCAUGGGGCCGGCCCCGGCCCGCGCCGUCCGGAGGAGCGCCCUUGGGGUCAUCUCGCGCCCAGGGUUGGUCUGGAGGCCCAGCAGGUGUGGCAGCUCUUCAGCCGAAGCAACUGCCGCCAAAACGGAAGACGACUCCUUCCUCCAGUGGUUUCUGCUUCUCAUACCUGUGACUGCCUUUGGCCUGGGGACGUGGCAGGUCCAGCGCCGGAAGUGGAAGCUACAGCUGAUCGCAGAACUCGAGUCUAGAGUUAUGGCCGAGCCCAUCCCGCUGCCCGCAGACCCAAUGGAACUGCAGAAACUGGAGUACCGGCCCGUGAAGGUCAGGGGGCACUUUGACCACUCUAAAGAGCUGUACCUGAUGCCCCGGACCAUGGUGGACCCGGCCCGGGAGGCCCGGGAGGCCGGCCGGCUCUCGUCGGCGGCUGAGAGUGGUGCCUACGUGGUCACUCCCUUCCACUGCACUGCCCUGGGAGUCACCAUCCUGGUAAAUAGAGGGUUUGUGCCCAGGAAGAAAGUGAAUCCAGAUACGCGGCGCAAAGGCCAGGUUGAGGGAGAAGUGGACCUAGUCGGGAUGGUGAGGCUGUCGGAGACCAGGAAGCCCUUUGUUCCCGAGAACAAUCCCGCGAGGAACCACUGGCAUUACCGGGACCUGGAGGCCAUGGCCCGGCUCACAGGCGCAGAGCCCAUCUUCAUAGAUGCCGACUUCAAGAGCACAGUCCCUGGAGGACCCAUUGGAGGGCAGACCAGAGUGACCCUGAGGAACGAGCACAUGCAGUACAUCAUCACCUGGUACGGACUCUGCGCGGCCACCUCGUACCUGUGGUUUAAGAAAUUCCUAAGCCGGGCUCCUGGUGUGUGACGAGGCUGGCAGAUGUAGCCCGUCCCUGAACAGCUGAAGCCAUUUCAAGAGACUCGACUUUAGGCUGAUGACGUGUUACUGGUAUAAAUAAAUCUCUACACCGCA
Messenger RNA from Lagenorhynchus albirostris (white-beaked dolphin), 1170 nucleotides. RefSeq names its product surfeit locus protein 1. The record is from RefSeq and is a predicted model, not a curated record. Lineage: Eukaryota; Metazoa; Chordata; Mammalia; Artiodactyla; Delphinidae. Gene Ontology annotation, cellular component: mitochondrion; membrane. Gene Ontology annotation, biological process: mitochondrial respiratory chain complex IV assembly.